UUUGAAAGGUUAUGGACAUUCUUACGAACAUUUAUAUUCUUAUUAGUUUAAAACAAUAGAAAUUAAUGAUUAUUUUGAAAUUUUCAAUUUAUAAAUUUUAGAAAUUAAUUGUAAUGUAACAGCUGUAUGUGUAAUUCUGAACUAUUUACUCUAACUUAUGGCGCACUUGUUGCCCAAUUGAUCAAAGACUAUGAAAAUGUGGAAGAUGUUAACAAACAAUUAGAAAGAAUGGGAUAUAAUAUAGGAAUUCGAUUGAUAGAGGAUUUUCUGGCACGGACAGGUUCUGGUCGAUGUUAUGACUUUAGAGAUACGGCAGAGAAGAUUCAAAGUGGCUUCAAGAUAUUUCUCGGUAUAACACCGUCAAUUACGAAUUGGAGCCCAGCUGGUGAUGAAUUCUCUCUAUGCUUUGAGACAAAUCCAUUAACAGAAUUUGUAGAAUUACCAGAUAAUUGUUCUAACUUGAAGUAUUGUAAUAUACUGACUGGUGUACUUAGAGGAGCUUGCGAAAUGGUGCAAAUGGAAAUUGCUUGCUGGUUUGUGCAAGAUCAACUUAAAAACGACAGUGUAACCGAAUUACGUGUAAAAUUUGUCAAAAGAUUAGAAGAUGCGAUACCAGCAGGCGAGGAUUGAACAUAUCUGUUAUCUAAUGUGCAAAUAUUAUAAUGUAUCAUUUUAAUGAAAAAAUAUUUUGUAUUUUAUGUUAAGAUACAAUUAUAAUAGUUAUAAAAUAUAUUAACCACAAAUGUAUUUUCUCAUAUUACUUUCACAAUUUUUUAUUUUAAAUUUUUAUCGAGGAUUUCAGUUUUACAUUAUCGCUUAUAUUAAUGUAAUAAUAGUGAAGUAAAAUAUAUGC
Cataglyphis hispanica is the source of this 853-nucleotide messenger RNA. It is a transcript of the gene Bet3, whose product is annotated as trafficking protein particle complex subunit 3. The transcript has 2 exons. Lineage: Eukaryota; Metazoa; Arthropoda; Insecta; Hymenoptera; Formicidae. Bases 127 to 630 code for a protein of 167 amino acids. The record is from RefSeq and is a predicted model, not a curated record. Gene Ontology annotation, cellular component: cis-Golgi network membrane; TRAPP complex; cytosol. Gene Ontology annotation, biological process: intra-Golgi vesicle-mediated transport; endoplasmic reticulum to Golgi vesicle-mediated transport.